Entelurus aequoreus (snake pipefish) is the source of this 1737-nucleotide messenger RNA. RefSeq lists its product as uncharacterized. The transcript is spliced from 9 exons. Lineage: Eukaryota; Metazoa; Chordata; Actinopteri; Syngnathiformes; Syngnathidae. The record is from RefSeq and is a predicted model, not a curated record. Bases 142 to 1101 code for a protein of 319 amino acids.
AAGGAGAAGAAGAAGAAGACUGCACGCAUGCACAAUUGAAGCUGCUCCGUGAGACAAAGAAGGACGAAGGCUAACUACUUCCAGAAUCCCGAUUUUAAAGCAAUUUAGUGUGCCAUCCAUUUAUCCAUCCAUUUAUCACAAAUGGUUCCUUCUUUUGUGGUCGUUGAGUUCCUUGGUGAACGUGCAGUCGCUGUUGUCCCAACCAUAUGGACAGAAGGUGAUGGAAAGAAUAGCUUCUGCUAUUGGCCAAGGCCAAAUCCUACCCACUCCAGAAUCCGGAAAGCUGAGAUUCCUGACAAACAAUUCUGGGAUAGGCUGCCAAUUCAGGUUUUCAGGAAAACAUUGACUGAAGACUUUGACAAGGCCCUUCAAUACGAAAAACAAGCUGAAAUGUUUUCGAGCCCAGAAGAAGAAGUGUCAACCAAACGGAGCCACAUCACCCCUGAACGUUAUAGAAACGAUGAGGAAGAUGUGUUUGAUGCUGACGAUGAAGAGGAAAUUCGGCCAAAAAAGAAGUGCAGAAAAGAGAAACCACAGAUCUUCGUCCAGGCACCCCCACUGCCAGAGCUCCCACCAUUUAACUUUCCAAUCUCCAGCGAGUACCAGACCACUUCAGCCAGUACCAGCCAAUACCAGACCACUCCAAGGCAUCCAGGCCGACCUCACAGCCCAGCGAGAAGCAGCACUUCCAGGCUCAGUCCAGACAGGAAUGCAUCCAGCUCAAGCCAGUACCAGACCACUCCAGCCAGCUCAAGCCAGUACCAGACCACUCCAGCCAGUACGAGUCAGUACCAGACCGCUCCAAGAAGCAGCAGGAAUGCCCUUGACAGUGAACUUUUCCAGUUGAACAUGAAAGUUCAAAAUAUACUUGAGAACCAGGGAGAAAUUAUGCGCAUGCUGAAAGGGCUGGCAGCACAGUCUGUGGGGCCAGAAUCUGUGGAUGUUCAAGAUCUCAUUGAUAAGCCUUUCGAGACUCUUGAGCAGCUGAAGGCCUUCUGUGAACGGCUCAACACUGAUCUUCUGCUCAGAAAGCAGCUGAUAAUUAGUUUUAAUUCCCCACUGCAAAAAUAUAUUGCUCAGUUAUCAAAAAACAAUUUCUAAUCAAGUACAAUAUUGUUGUUUAUUUAUUUGUAUAGGUGAAAGCUCUUACUGCUCUUGGUGGGCAGAAUUUGGCAGACACGGUGAGGACAAUGCUGAGGAAAAUUGCCACAAACAAAGUCCUGGAGCAGCUUGGCCUCCGUGGAAAGACAGGAAAAGUGGCGUUUGAGGACUUGCCCCUUUACAGAAUAAUAAAUAUAUUUAUUCUAAAGGGAAUUCUAAAUUGUGCUGGUGAUUGCAUGAGGCAUGCAGGGGUGUUUACAAGCAGACGACCACAGCUGAAGUGGAUUGUGAGCUUGGAGAGGUCCUGAAACUGGCCACUUUUCGAAAGGGAGGUUCAAAAUUUGAGGAGAAGAGGAGGAAUUAAGAGGGAGGACAAAAAAGGAAAAAGAAACAAGCAAAAGAACAGAGUGAGAUGAGAGGAUUUGGGUUUCCCUGCUUGGGCUGCUGCCCCCGCGACCCGACCUCGGAUAAGCGGAAGAAGAUGGAUGGAUGGAUUUACUUCCAGGAAGAGAACCAAGAAGGGGCAGGAUACACUGACGCGCACGACCAAGACCACUGCAUUCCAUUCCAUUUGUAUUAUAGUUAUCACUAAUAAAGAAUUAUUUCUGUUGAAAUCACUAUCACUAAUAAAUAAUU